Aspergillus versicolor CBS 583.65 is the source of this 1051-nucleotide messenger RNA. RefSeq names its product ER membrane protein complex subunit 4. The record is from RefSeq and is a predicted model, not a curated record. Gene Ontology annotation, cellular component: EMC complex. Lineage: Eukaryota; Fungi; Ascomycota; Eurotiomycetes; Eurotiales; Aspergillaceae. The transcript has 3 exons. Bases 422 to 973 code for a protein of 183 amino acids. Gene Ontology annotation, biological process: protein folding in endoplasmic reticulum.
CGAGGGCGACUCCUUAGCUAGCACGUUGCUUCGAGAGGUCCAUUCCUUUAGUGGUGGUGACGGUGACGGCAACGGUGACGGAUUCAGACUGGAAGCAGCCGGAACGGUCAGCGUGGCACAAGCGAGCGCAGACACGGGGGACAGUCAGACCUGGUCAGAACGAACGUCUCGACAUCAAGCAGGGCAUCAAUUGCGCAGAGAACAAUCAUCUGGAGAGAAAGGAGAUCCAGCGACGAGACUGAGAAUCAGGAGCGUGAGUGGACCAAGCGCCCACUCCGCCAUUCAGUUCCAGGAAAUUGUGGAGAAUUCGGUUGCGUCCUGAUUUUCCAGGCGACCGUCGAGUGUGCAACCACCAACCUGCCAGCUGCACUCGAGCUCCCCACAGCUACCUAGGCAUCAUCAACAGCCAACCCUGCUCACGAUGGCUUCCUCGCAAGCUCUCCCUCCUCUGCCGCCCCCGAGCUGGGUUGUCGACCUCAACUCUCCGCCACCUGCCCAGUCGCGCGCAGCAAACAGCAUCCCCGACCCCCCGGGCUUCUCCCGCAAGACCGGCGGCAAAGGCUCCGCCCCCGCCGCCCCAUCCAAGCCCGUCGAAACCGACACCCUGAAGCUCAAAAAGGCCUGGGAAGUCGCCCUUGCCCCAUCAAAACAAGUCCCUAUGAAUGCGAUCAUGAUGUACAUGUCCGGAAACAGCCUGCAAAUCUUCAGCAUCAUGAUGGUGUUUAUGCUGUUCAAGGGCCCCAUCCAGGGCCUGAUCAACACCAACAGCGUGUUCGCAAAGUUUGAUUCGGAGACAUUGCGGGGCAAGAUGCUGUUCGUCAAGGCUGUAUACGUGCUCAUGCAGUUUGUCCUGCUGGCUUUGGGGGUGUGGAAGGUUAAUGCUAUGGGACUUUUACCGACUACGAGAUCGGAUUGGCUGGCCUGGGAGUCAGAACGACAACCGUUGGAAACUGUUCACUUUGCCUUCGGCUGAACCUGGGGAUAUAAUUGUAGGAAUGGAGAGUUUUCGGAAUGCAUAAUUUUAUAUUACACCUGGGCAAGAAUGUUGGCU